AUGAUUUAUAUUAAAAAUAAUUUAUUAUCAUUAUUUAUUUUAAUUUUAAAUUUUUCAUUAAUUUUUUCCAAAGUAGUAAAUCCAUGGGUUUAUCAAGAGAGAAUUGAUUUGUAUAAAACAUUAAUUAAUUCAACAAAUAUUCCAGUUUUUGGUACUGAUAAUUUAAAUAAUUGUUUAUAUGGAUUACAAUUACAAUUGGAAUGGCAAAAUCGUUCUGGAAGAUUGGAAAUUCAAAAUUCAACAAAUAUUAAUUUAAAAUCAUGGUGGGGUAAUAUGAAUUAUUAUUUAUCAGUGAUACCAUAUUUAUCAGCAAUGAAUAAUGGAUUGGUACCACAAGUUGAAAUAUUUAAAAUUGAUGAUAAUAGAUUCUGUACAACCUAUUUAGAAUGUGAUCAAAACAUCAUGCAUCAGUGGGAUAUAUUCUUUCAAGAAAUUAUCAAUAUUAAAAAUAAUGGUAGUUUUGGUAAUGAUGAUAAAAUUUUAAAAGUAAUGUGGGAUGCUCACAUUGGAAGUAUUGGCCAAGCUAGUCAAAUCUUUCAAGAUACUCUAUCGUUAUUACCAUUGAAAGAAAAGAAAUUUGGGAAUGGUUGGGCUCAUUUUGUUGAUGUCAUUGCUGUUGUUAAUUUUAAUACAAACUAUACUCAAGUUUCAACAUUAAGUAAAUCAUUACCAUCAUCAAUGAUAUCAAUUUUUGAUUUCCCACCAUUUAUUCCAAGAUUUUCAAAAAAUCAAAAUAAUGUUGUAAUGUCCAUGUUUGCCAUUGAUGAUAUUGCUCAAAGUUCAUUAACUUGGAAUUUAUUUAUUACUUUAAUUAAAACUGCUACUCAAAAUGAAAAUUGUCGUAAUCUUAUAAACAAUGAAAUUAAUAAUUUCAUUACCUCUCCGACAACAACUUUUAUUACUAUAUUAAUUAAUAUUUUAACAAAUAAAUGUUAA
Molecule: messenger RNA, 936 nt
Organism: Dictyostelium discoideum AX4
Lineage: Eukaryota; Evosea; Eumycetozoa; Dictyosteliales; Dictyosteliaceae
Product: DUF781 family protein
Exons: 1
Coding region: 1-936 (311 amino acids)
Cellular component (GO): extracellular region
Source: RefSeq, a predicted model, not a curated record